GCUGAAGAAACCAAAAGUCAUUUGUUCUAAAAUUACCUCUCUGAUUCUCUUUCUCUCUCUCUCUCUCUCUCUCUCUCUCUCUCUCUCUAUAUAUAUAUGUAGGUGGAUUGAUUUGCAAUAAUGGAGUUACAGGUGUAUAAUGCCGAUAAGAACCUUCCGGCCAUAGGAGAAGAGUCUCAAGGAUAAUAUAGAAAAGAUCUGUUCAGUGUAUGACUCCUUUUUGUCGGAAUAUCCAUUGUGCCAUGGAUACUGGAGGAAGUAUGCUGCUCAUAAGGCACACUUAUGCACGGUUGACAAGGUUGGUGAAAUCUUUGAACGAGCUGUGCAAUCUGCAACAUACUGUGUCGGUAUUUGGGUUGAAUAUUGUAGCUUCAGUAUGUCGGCAUAUGAGGAUCCAUCUGAUGUUCGUAGAUUAUUUAAAAGAGCAAUGUCCUUUGUUGGAAAGGACUACUUAUGUUAUCCCCUCUGGGAUAAGUACAUUGAAUUUGAGUCCUCUCAGCAGCAGUGGAUAUUCCUUGCCAAGAUUUAUGUUCAGACUUUGAAGUUUCCUACAAAAAGAUUAUGUCGCUAUUAUGAUAAUUUUAAGAAGUUUGUGGCCAUUCUGGAAGAGGAGAUGAAACAGCAUAACAACUGCAUUGAUAUGGAAUCAGAAGCUGCUCCUGAUGAUGCAGUCUCGAUGCUUGAAGAUGAAGUCUCUUGUGUCAUUAACAACCUGCUAGAUCCUCUCACUGGCUUCUUUAGGUAUAAAGCUCUGCAGAAAUAUAUAUCUAUUGGGGAACAGUUCUACCAGGAAGCUUGUGAGGUGGAAAGGAAAAUACAUUGCUUUGAAACUAAUAUCCAGAGGCCUUAUUUUCAUGUAAUGGCACUUGAUGAAAAUCAACUAGAAAAUUGGCAUUGCUACCUGGACUUUGUUGAGAUGCAAGAGGAUUUUGAUUGGGCUGUGAAGCUUUAUGAGAGAUGCUUAAUUCCCUGUGCUGUGUACCCUGAAUUCUGGAUGCGUUAUGUUGAAUUCAUGGAAACCAAGGGAGGGCGAGAGUUAGCAAAUUUUGCACUAGACCGAGCAACAAAAAUAUUUCUGAAGAAUGUGCCAGCGAUUCAUCUUUUCAAUGCCCGGUUUAAGGAGCAAAUAGGAGACAGAGAUGGUGCGCACGGUGCAUUUCUUUGGUCUGAUAAUAAAUUCAGUUCCUACUUCAUUGAAAAAGUAGUAAAAGAAGCUAAUAUGGAAAAACGAUUGGGAAAUUUUGCAGCAGCUUCCAAUGUAUAUGAGAAAGCACUUGAAAUGGCAGCAGAAAAACAGAAGUUGCAAAGUGUUCCAAUUCUAUAUAUUCAUUUUGCUCGUCUUAAAUAUAUGAUGACAGGCAGUGUAGAUGCAGCCAGAGAUGUAAUAAUAGACGGCAUACAACAUGUGCCUCAUUGCAAAUUACUUCUAGAGGGGCUGAUAAAUUUGUUGAUGAUGCAUGGAGGACUAGGACAAGUGAAUGUAGUGGACAAUAUCAUAGUUGAUGCUAUCUCUCCAGGGUCAGAUGCAUCUCGAAGUUUGGGCAAUAAAGAACGGGAGGAUAUAUCAGUUUUAUAUUUACAGUUUGUUGACCAAUGUGGAACUGUCCAUGAUAUAAGAAAGGCAUGGAAUCGCCACAUUAAAUUGUUUCCACAUUUGGUAAGGACUUCCUCAUUAGAUAAACUCCCCACUUCAGGUAAUCAACUGUUGGAUAUGUUUAUGGAAGCAAAACAAAGGAGCCCUUUUCCAUUGUCUGAUCAGCCAUCUGGAGGCCAUAAUUCUGACAAUCAUACCGAGCUCCAAAUGCAAGAGCUCACAGAUCAUUUUCAACCAGAAGACAAAGACAACAGUGCCCAGGAGAGAUUGCAACAGUUAUCUCCCAAAAUUGCAGAGCAGUCCGUGGAAGAUGAUGCAUCUGGAGUAAAUAAAUUAACCCAUGAUUCAGUACAUCAGUCUGGAGAUGAUACAUCUGGACAUAUGGAAUCAACUCCUUAUUUAGUACAUCAGUCUAGAGAAGAUGCAUAUGGACCAGUGGAGUCAACUCAUAAUUUAGGACACAAAUCUGGAGAAGAUGCAAAUAUACCGAUGGAAUCAACUCAUGGUUUAGCACACCAACCUGGAGAAGAUGCAUCAGGACCAAUUGUGCCAACACAAGAAUGUUCUGAUUCCAUCAAUGUUCAGCAACAAGAAGAACAAAAACAAAGCCAUGAGCCUGAACAGCAUCUGAAGCUGCUUUCUUUAGACAGUCUUUCCUUGAAUUCUCAGGAGAAGGAAUAUGGGGAUUCAACACUCAUAUCUUCGUACAAGCAUCAAGCUCUUAUAUCCAAUAGAAUAUCAGUGAAUCGUCGGAAUGCUAAUGGGAGCCCUUCUGUAGUCAGCCGAGGAAGCAAUCGAUCUGCUGAUUCUGCUCAAAUCCAAAAGGAAUCAGUAAAUCCCUCAUCUUUGGCUAGUCGUCAGAAUCUUUUACCAGAACAAGCACAGACACAGCCUCAUGUGCCUACAGAUGAUGCUGUAAACUGGCAUCAAAGCAACAGCAACACAGUUCAAGCUUCUGGAGAUGCAAGAUCUGGGUUUCAUGGGGAUUCACAAGAGCAACAGAAUCAACAAUGGCAAGUUCCUCCACAGCAACAAAUCCAAUCACAAGUUCAGCAAGCCAUCCAAUCACAAAAUCAGCAGGGAUUUGUAUCGGUACACCAAUCACAACCAUCUUCUUCCCUAGCUGCUUCUCGGCAUCAAGUGCAGGUGCCUCAGUUCUCUAUGCAAAGUGGUGGGCAGUUUGGGCAUGCACCUUAUAAUGAAGCAGCAUACAAUCAGAUAAUGGAAAACUAUUUCCGACAGCAGCAGCUGAUUGUUCAACAACACUACGAGCAGCAACAACAAUUUAUGCAGCAGUUGCAACAGCAAGUUCAGCAGCAACCCCAUCAACAGCAACAGCAGGAAGCUUACGUACAGAAGCAACAACAGCUGGCACAGCUGUACUAUCAACAGUGUCCUCAGCUGCAUGAACAACAAGCUCAGUUGAUGCAGCAGCAGCUUCUGCAUGCUCAGCAGCAGCAAGAUCAACUAUAUCAUCAGUAUAUGCAGCUGCAGCAACAGCACCCAAUGCAACAGCAACAAGGAUAUCAGCAACUGCAACAGCACCACCAACUGCAACAGCAACAAGGACAGCCGUCCCAGCAACAAAUUACUUCAACACAGAUUCCGACAUGGAACAGGAGCUACUAUCAAGAGGGCCAACAGGUUAUACCAUUGCAUGGUGCAAGUUCAUCUGGAACCACUGAAUCUCCACAUCCCCAACAACAAUCUCAAGGCAUAACACCAGCACAUCGUGCAGAUGGAUCUGGAACUUCUGUAUCUCCACAUCGCCAGCAGCAAUCUCCCCAUGGAGCUACACCACCACAUAGUGCAGGUGCAUCUGGACCUACCACGUCUCCCUGUAACCAUCAGUAAUCACCUGUAAAUGAUUUUUCUUUUAUUCCUUUUAAGUCCAGUGGAGGAUUUCCCUUGCUAGAGAGAAAACUUGGAUUGUGUUUAAUUGAACACAAGGGGAACUGAAAAAUUUUGAAUGAUGACAAGAGUCUCAUUUGGGAAGCCUACUGUAAAUCUUACAUGUCAGAACAGUUUGUCUCAAGGGUGGUUAUUUUGCAUAGGCCAUGUUUGUUGGUGUGGUUGACAACUAAGAGUGCUGAUUUCAGGGCAUUGGAUUUUUUAUGAACAAGGAACUUUCUAGCAAACUUUGAAUGAUUCUUUGCUCAGAUAUGGUCCGGCUUGUGUGGCAUUGCAUUUUGUAGGGACACUCGGUUUGGUGUAUGGGGUUUUUGUUAGUCACUUUGUUCUAGGCUGGCUUGGUAGGUUCAGGUGUUUGUUUCAGUCUGCUCUUUAUCUCUAUUUUGAUAUGUCUAGUUCUUAGCGUCUCCCAAUUUUAUUUAUUUUAGGAAUAACAAUGAUUUGAAUUCAAAGGGACCUUGAACUCUGUUUAUUUGUUCGAAUGACCAUUAGAUAUGAAGUUUUAGAGCUUGUAAA
This is a messenger RNA of Camellia sinensis, 4021 nucleotides long. Lineage: Eukaryota; Viridiplantae; Streptophyta; Magnoliopsida; Ericales; Theaceae. The record is from RefSeq and is a predicted model, not a curated record.